Jatropha curcas is the source of this 2102-nucleotide messenger RNA. Its product is annotated as beta-1,4-N-acetylglucosaminyltransferase family protein. Gene Ontology annotation, biological process: N-acetylglucosamine metabolic process. Gene Ontology annotation, molecular function: beta-1,4-mannosylglycoprotein 4-beta-N-acetylglucosaminyltransferase activity. NCBI's taxonomy places the organism in Eukaryota, Viridiplantae, Streptophyta, Magnoliopsida, Malpighiales, Euphorbiaceae. The record is from RefSeq and is a predicted model, not a curated record. Gene Ontology annotation, cellular component: membrane.
GAUUAAUGUACAGAAAUAAUGGAAAUUACUAUAUUUGUGAAGUCGUUUUGUUUGUCUCUGUCCAUGUCUUCGAGUCUUCCUCUAUAUAUAUUGGUCUCCAUUAUAGUUUAUUUUUGGAAUAUACAGAGUUAUAAUUAUUUAUCUAGUGAAUGAGCGAAUAAAAAUAUCACUAAAACGGCUUGUGGAUUUUUUCCGGGAUUACGGUUGCCGGAUUCCUGAUUUUUCUCUCGGGAAAAUUUGGGUUUUCGGCGUUUGAUUUGGCUUACAGGGGGUUUGAUUUUUAUCAUAAUUUAAGGGUUUAAACAGGAUUUGAUUGAACAUUUGGGGCUAAAGUGUUUUAUUAGAGGUUGAUUCUAGAAAAUUUGGAGGGGUUAAUCAUGUCUGAUGGUUAUUACAGUUCGAAGAAGACUGAUGAUAUAUGUGAAGAUGUUUGUGGCCAGGCCUCCCGUCUGGCUUUGAGCAUGUCAAGACUGAAGUGUAUUCUGCGAGGACUGGAUUUGAAGACACUUGUAUUCUUAUUUGUUGUGGUUCCGUUAGGAAUAUUUGGAUUGUAUUUGCAUGGCCAGAAGAUAUCGUAUUUUCUGAGACCACUAUGGGAAUCUCCUCCAAAGCGGUUCCAGAUAAUUCCUCAUUACUAUCAUGAGAAUGUGUCGAUGGAGACACUGUGCAGGCUUCAUGGGUGGGGUAUUCGUGAAUCACCAAGAAGAGUUUUUGAUGCAGUUCUAUUCAGUAAUGAGGUAGACAUUCUUACUAUUCGAUGGAAGGAACUGUAUCCUUACAUAACCCAGUUUGUACUUCUUGAAUCAAAUUCAACAUUUACUGGCCUGCCAAAACCAUUACUCUUUGCUAGUAACCGGGACAAGUUCAAAUUUAUAGAGCCUCGAUUGACUUAUGGCACAAUUGGGGGUAGAUUUAGGAAAGGCGAAAACCCUUUUGUGGAAGAGGCAUAUCAAAGAGUAGCCCUGGAUCAGCUUAUCAGAAUAGCGGGUAUAGAAGAUGAUGACUUGUUGAUUAUGUCUGAUGUUGAUGAGAUUCCUAGUGCCCACACAAUUAAUCUCUUGAGGUGGUGUGAUGACGCCCCACCUAUACUUCAUCUUCAGCUGAGAAAUUACUUGUACUCUUUUGAGUAUUUUGUAGAUAACAAGAGCUGGCGAGCUUCAGUUCACAAAUACCGGGCAGGGAAAACUAGAUAUGCCCAUUUUCGUCAGGCAGAUGUUCUCCUGUCAGAUUCAGGUUGGCAUUGCAGCUUUUGUUUUCGCUACAUCAGUGACUUCAUAUUUAAGAUGAAAGCUUACAGCCAUUACGAUCGUGUAAGGUUCUCUCAUUACUUGAACCCCAAAAGGGUUCAGGAUGUGAUUUGUAAAGGGGCUAAUCUGUUUGACAUGCUUCCUGAGGAAUACACCUUUAAGGAGAUAAUAGGGAAGAUGGGUCCUAUCCCUCGUUCUUACUCAGCAGUUCAUCUUCCUGCAUAUUUAUUGAAUAAUGCUGACAAGUACAAAUAUCUCUUGCCUGGUAACUGCCAGAGAGAACGUGGCUGAACUUCUGAAGUUGCUUGGAAAAUGCGACAUAUUUGUAUAUUUCAGAGAUGUUUUUUGUGCUUCACACCAAAAAGUGCUGUAUUAGACAGUCGAUGGUGAUGGUGUGGCAUUGGUACAGGUCUAACUUGUGUCCAACAAAUCCAUGUCAUUCUUUUAGAGAGAUGGUGGGAUGAACUUGAUGGGUUCUUGAAGUACGAUUGGAAACUGUGUAUUCCUUGUUUCUCGAUUUGCAUUUCUUCCAUAUCUGAGGCAUGUCGUCCAAUUUUUCCAAUGGAUAGCUAGCUUAUUGCGAAGGGACUGGCUUUUUAUGGCUUGGGUAGACAUGCAUUUUCCUCCUCUUGUUGGUAGCUUAUUAACCUCCUGAAUUGCAUGCGAGUAAAAUUGACAAUUCUCCCAGGUUUUCUCCUUGAUGGGAAUUUUGGCUUCUCGUUAAUUUGUUUUAUCUUCUUGUUCAUUUACUAGUUUAUUUGUAUUUGGCUGAUUUCUGUUAGUUCUUCCAUUGAACAAAUUGCUGAUUUACUGAUUUUAGAUAUCAAUGCAGAUCAUCAUGUAUUUUUCAGUUUC